GCUUUUCUCACGCCGAGGGUUCUCCUAACUUCAACGCGUCUUUUUUUUAUCCGUUGCGCGUCCCAUCUGGAGUCCCUUGAGCUCCAGCCUCUCUGUCCUGAGAGCAGCGAUAGAUAUUCAACUCCCCUUUGGACUUUGCUGACUAUCCGCUUCCGAGAAUCACAAACACGAUGCGGAAGACUAGCUGAAAAAUUUCUGAACCUGAGAAUCAGCGAUUGGACCAUCAGUAACCUCAAGCGACGAGGAAAGAUCCGCCACCGCAUCUGCGAUCCACAGGAUUGCGCUAGUUGCAGUCAGAUCCAAAAUGGCCGAAAAGAACUGUAAACGACCACGCUUCCCUUAUAAAAAGUCAUUCAAUGACUUCUCUGCCACCGAUUCUCGUCACUCACUAGCAGAAGUGACCACACCCAUCCCGUCGGACAAACGAACAAUAAGUCCGAAGAAGAACAAGUUGAGAUCUACCACUAGGAAGCACAGGGGUGACAAGAAAAACGUUUGGUCACCUAUUAGUCAUUACGUUCCAACUUCUUUUACGCUUUCCCUUGACAGCAUCUCCCCCAAACAACCAUCGCCCCGUUUCAAGCGUCGCUGGUCGUCUAAACCUAUGCCUUCAGAAACGGCAAAGAGCAUGUCUUCCAUCAAGCAGUAUGAAUCCAGUAGCUUUAAACAUCAGGCCAAGGGCGUAUUCCGGAGGAUCUUUCUCAGUGCUAAAAAGAGUCUCAUUCCAUCGAAGACUAAGCUGACGAGGAGGCCAUCGAGUUCUUCAUGGCGCUCAAGGCCAAAGAACGCGUCAGAAGAUCCUCUCAAUCCCUCCAAACCAAAGAUAUCAUACCCUAUGAAGCUGCACAACUCGGACCUCACGUUCGUAACCACUCAAGAUCCAUGGGAAACAUCGGUCCGGUCGUCAAGCCUGCACCGUAGAGCUACCGUCGGUACCACCCAGUCUCAUAACCGUUCAAGAUCCUGUACGGAGAGUCGAUUCUCAAGUUGCCAGCCGUCACAAGAAGGCAAGCGUCUAUCUUGCAGCAUUCAGCAGCGUGUUUCGAAGGACUCCAUCUCCAAUCCAAAUCCCCACAUGAAGUUGCGACAAGAAGGAGCACCAUUGCGGAAUCGCUCGGCAUGCACUGACCGACCGAAAUCAUCGAGUCACGCUAGGGUAUCGUCUUCUGAUUCGCACUCGAAGCGCAGUCAGAAUCACUCAUUUCCACCCAACCGAGGUAGCCUUUACCGUCACCCUCCCACUAGGCCCCUAUCACUUUGCAAUCAUAGUCGACGUAACUCCAUUCUGCUCGCUCGGGAUGACAACGCAAGAAGGAGCAAUAUCGACGAGAGCAGCCGCCGGAGCUCGAUGACCAGCUCCAAUCAACUCCGCCAAAGCUGGACCACAGGGCGUGUCGUUUUGGAUACUUCAACCGCACAAGGUUCAGGUCUAUCUUGCUCUGAGCGGUCCUCUGUCAUAACCUCCGGGACUGAUCAAAAGAGCGUCUCAAGCUACCGUCGACCGGCGAACAAUGAUUGGGCUGGUGUGAUCGAAGAAGAUAUCACUUUGACUCUUAUGGGCUGCCCUGCAAGCUCACCCACCACUCAAAGAGCCUCUCCAGUAGCGGCAGCAAGGCCAACACCACCUCCCACCGCCACAUCAUCAGUGUCACCCCCAGCAGUCAUAUCGCCUAUACCAUCUUCGACACUCGCACCGUCUAUAUCAUCUGCAGAAGACGCGUCUCUCGACAGCUCAUCUGAAGAAGACGUAUCUGUCGGGAAUCUACAUUGCGAAGACACGCCUCGUAAACAAGUACGUCCAGAAGAUUUGCCUAUCGAGAAUUCAACUCCAGAGUACACUCCUCGGAAACACGCACGUUCAGCAGACGAGCCUCUCGAGGAUUCCAGUUUAGAAUACACCCCUCGCAGACAGCUAUUCUCAGAAGACGCGUCCUCCCUGCCACCAUCCGUAGAUGCACCUCCAACAACAACAACGCUACCAACCGCAUCUUCCACACCAGGCUCGCCAGAUGAUGCAUCUGUUCCACCACCUUGUGCAGCCUCUUCCCCCACACCUCCAUCAACUCCUUCCCCACCACCCUCUCUUCGAUCGUCCCCGCCGCCUUCCCUUCGAUCGUCCCGACCACCCUCUCUUGGAUCGAUUUCACUUGCCAAGCUUCACCGGCCGCUUUCAUUGAUGUUUGAGUCCAUGGGCUCUUCCCAGCUCGACGGGAUCGAUGGUCAUUCCAAACGCCGAUCAGAUUGGUACGCUGAACUUAUGACAACUGUCGAAGAAACAAUCUCCAAACUAGAUUGAAUUCAUACAUCAAUACAUAUGCAUGCGAAUGGAUGUCAUGAUCAAUGAACACGUUCCUUGGUCCAUGUAUCCUCUCAUUUCGGGGCUCUGGCGGGCGUCAAGACUGAUAAAUAUGGGUUAUUUUCUUCAAUAUCAGCGAAAAAACAACAAAGAGAACAAAAAAAAAAUGAUUUCUUUACAAUACAUAAGUAUACCACUACUCUCAAGUUUCCAAAAAUACGCACGACUUUCCUGCUUGCUUCUUAUCCUGCUGAAGAUGUUCAGAUCAUGUAGGGUCUGGCUUCCUGAAUAGUUUUCGUAAAGCCAUCUUCAAUCGAGUCUUUCAAGAUAGAAUUGAUUGCGUAAUCUGCUAUACUAAUUCUUUUUUCCCUUCUCUCCUGUAAUAUUGUCGAUAGUUCACGAUUUCAAACAAGCUAAGAAGUUGUCAAUCUUGACCAUAUAAUUUUCUACAUCUUGUUUUUCUCUUUCUGUUCACUCUUUUUUCCAAGCCUUUUUCGGCAGUUUAAUCUUAAUUCCUCACUCGAUACCCCUUAUCUCUUUUCAAUUAUAGAAUUAAACCCGUAAUUGCCUUUUCUAUUGGUCUCUCUGUAGCUCACAUCUUUCUAAACUUUCUGAAUUUGAUCGAUUUGUCUGUAUUGAAGCAGACUCAAUCGAUAUCCAGUGUUCCACCCAACAAACAAUAAAUGAUAAUUGACUUGACUUGAGA
Molecule: messenger RNA, 3002 nt
Organism: Puccinia graminis f. sp. tritici CRL 75-36-700-3
Lineage: Eukaryota; Fungi; Basidiomycota; Pucciniomycetes; Pucciniales; Pucciniaceae
Exons: 3
Coding region: 305-2296 (663 amino acids)
Source: RefSeq, a predicted model, not a curated record